UUUCCUCGUACACUGAGGAGAACAGAGGCAGUACAGUCAGUGCUGCCGGGUGGGCAGACACACAGAGCUGCAGAGGCUGCUGCUAUUCAGCCCAUUUCACCAUGACACGGAGACAUCGGAACUAAUUCUCUCUCACUAGUGGAAAAGACUCCCGUGGAGCAGGGCAAGACUUCCCCCGUGGAAUAUAUGGAUACCAGUGAGGAUCUUGUUCUUCUUUAUGGUUUAGCUGGGAAUGAGGAGUGAGCACAAUGAUAGUCACACAAAUUGAAGCCAAGGAGGCCUGUGACUGGCUGCGAGCUGCAGGAUUUCCGCAGUAUGCACAGUUAUAUGAAGAUUUGCAGUUCCCGAUAGACAUAGAAAUUGUAAAGAAUGAUCAUGAAUUCCUUGAUCGAGAUGCGAUGGAAUCGCUGUUCAGACGUCUGAACACAUUGAACAAAUGUGCAACAAUGAAAGUGGAAAUAAGCCGUCAGCGCAAAAGGAGUGAUGAGUCGGAAGAAGAUGAACCUUGUGCCAUCAGCAACAAAUGGUCUUAUCAGAGGCAAAGCCAACGCUGGUCCCGAAUGGAAGAUUUUGAUUGUUAUUCACGUGAGGAAGCCUCUAGCAUUUGUGUACCAGUGACAAAGGGUCCAAUAGUGGAUUCUGCAGGUCAGGGAGAAAGACAUGAUGCUUCUUCAGUGCACAGCUCCAGCAGUGGUGAGAGUGACUGCUUCCCCAAAACAUACGAGGAACUGGAGACUAGUCGAAGCUCUUCAAGGUGCUCUUCUGUGAAACUCGCUUCUCCAGAUUCUACUUUCAGUGGCUCCCCCUCUCCCAGUGACAUGCUAAACAUUAUUAGCGAGGAAAAGUUGAUAGAAAAGCCGCAUAGUAAGAAAGGUAGUUUGCUUAGGAAAAUGGAAAAGCUUCGGCUGAGAAGUUCCACUGUAAAGAGGAAUCUGCAUCCAAAAGAUAGACCGAUUAUCAGUGGUCCAGUUCUGCUUGAUGGCCCUGAUGAUGACAAAUUGCGCAGUCUCAACUGUGUUAAUAUUUCAGAUCUUGCAGAUACUCAAAGUAAGACGGCCUUUUCUAGCUCUUCGCAAACAUGCAGCAGUAGUAGUCCAUCUGAGAACAGCAGUACUGUGAGUACUCCCAGCCCGGUUAUUAGAGUUAGAAGCCAUAUGAAGAGAGGUGGAAUGUAUGCAGAGGACUUUGACCCCACCAAACUCUCCUUGUGGAGUGAUCUAUCUGAACAAAACUUAAGAAAUGGGAAACAUUUGAAUGAAGAUCAGGUGUUUCAAAUACCACAAGGCCACAAACCUGGGACGUUUCCUAAAGCACUUACAAACACGAUCUUGUCACCUAUAGACAACACCUCUGUAAAUUGGAGAACUGGAAGUUUUCAUGGCUGCAAUCGAAACAGGAUGAGAUCUAAUAGUUCCAAAGACAGUGAUGCACCUCCAAGUCCGCUUUCAUUUGUGGACAAUCGAUUAAGCAUCUAUGAUAAUGUGCCAAAUUUUCAUAAGCUUGGAUCCCUUAAUGAUGAUGAUGUAUUUUCAGAACUAGAUAAUGUAAUGGAGCAUGUUAAUGGACUUCGAAAACUAGUCAGUGCAUGGUCUGAAAAGUUGUCUGAUGACGGGGACUCUGACUUUACCAACGACUGCACCUCAUCCUGUCCAUCCUUCCCAAAAACCAUUCACAUUGAUGUAAAUGAGCAUUUAGAUGACCAGUCAAGAUCAAUAGACCGUGCAGACACCGACUAUUGUGAAUCUCACACAGAUAGAGACUCUCCAAUUCUGCCAGACAUAACUGUUUCAGAAAUGGAGUCAUCAUUCACAGAAUGUAGCAGACAAAGUCCAGAGCUUGAAAAUCUUUCCUUGCAAAUUGACAGCCAGUCGGCAGCCCACCUAAACAGGAUCCAGAAACUGUCUUUGCUGAAACUCACAGCGUUGAUGGAUAGAUACUCUCCUUCCAGCAAACAGGGAUGGAACUGGACUGUUCCAAAAUUCAUCCGUAAAAUUCGAGCUCCAGAUUAUAAGGAUAAGAUUGUGUUUGGAGUUCCCCUCCUCCUGAAUGUCCAGAGAACAGGCUACCCUAUUCCGAAGAGUAUUCUUCAAGCUAUGGAAUAUUUGCAGAUCCACUUUCUCGAUCAGGUUGGUCUCUUUCGAAAAUCAGGUGUAAAGUCUAGAAUCCAGGCUCUGAGAGAAAUGAAUGAGCUUGAUUCCAGCUUUGUGAAUUAUGAAGGCCAGUCCGCAUUUGAUGUGGCCGAUAUGGUGAAGCAGUAUUUCCGGGAUUUACCUGAACCUAUAUUCACAAGCAAGUUAUGUGAAUCAUUCCUGCACAUUUAUCAGUACCUGCCGAAGGAUCAGCAGUUCUAUGCUGUUCAGGCUGCCAUACUAUUAUUGCCAGAUGAAAAUCGGGAAGCCCUUAAACUGCUGCUCUGCUUCCUCAGAGAUGUGGUGGCUUGUGCCAGCGAGAACCAAAUGACUCCAACCAACAUUGCCGUCUGUCUUGCACCAAGUUUGUUUCAUCUGAAUUCUCUCAGAAGAGAAAGCUCUUCAUCCUCAACUAGGUCAAGUCAGAGAAAAUACAGUCUCGGAAAACCAGACCAGAAAGACUUGAGUGAGAACUUGGCAGCAACUCAAGGCUUGGCUCACAUGAUUGCUGAGUGCAAAAGACUAUUUCAGGUGCCGGAUUAUUGCCGUGAUCUCUGUCCUAGUAUUUGUCGUCUACUGUCCAACUCCCCUGAAGUCACCAUAAACACAUCCACCACCUAUUUGGCAGCACACUGCAAUACCAUCAUCUCUUUGGAAAACUCAAUGCAGAACCUUCUACGUGACGCUAAGGACAAAUACCGCAGCUGGGUGACAAGUGCAGGAUUGGAACAUGUUGAGUUGGCGUACAAGAAGGUAGAGAGUGAUGACUAUCCGAUCCGGUUAUGGAAAGCCUCCACCGAAAUUGAGGCUACGCCACAAAUGGUUCUGCAACAUAUAUUAAGGGAGCAACAUACAUGGGAUCCAAACCUGCACCAGUCAAAAAUCAUAGAGACACUGGAUGAAGAUACUGAGAUCUAUCACUAUUCAACAGAGAGCCUGCCUCCUUUACCUUGCAAGGAGUUCAUAGUUUUAAGGACAUGGAGAACAGACCCACAGACUGGCACCUGCAUUUUGGCAGCUACUUCAAUUGACUGUGAAGACGUUCCAAUCACUGGGAUCCUAGGACAUGUUAUUUUGUGUGAGCACCUCAUAGAAAACAUUGGGACUCAGAAGUGCAAAGUAACUCAUGUCUGUAGGACAGACACAAGGGGACGCACGAGUGAGUGGUAUAAUAAAGUAUUUGGUCACAUAUGUGCUGCUGAGAUACAGAGAAUAAAAGACUCUUUCAACAAGAAGAAAGCAAUUAAGACAUGAUUUGAGCAGCCAUUUUGUUUGGGUGCUGUUAGGUCGUGCACUUCACUCACUUUCUGGAGCAAGAAGAAGGAAAUGCAGAUCAAUAAAGUUUUUAUCUUGGCAGAUAAUGUAGUCAGAUACAAUCUUGCUCCGCUUUUAUACAGAUCAGUUAUGCAUAAAGGAAUUCUAUUUUAUACUAUAUUUUUUUCAUGCAGGAAAGGGUACUUGAAUCUGUUUUAUUAAUUUAUGUACAAACGUAAAAUGUUAUGCGUAGAUCUAGUUAAAGUGUAUUGUAUGUAAAUGAUCACUAUACAAAAACCUAUUUAUAAUUUUUGCAUACAUUUUUUUUUUUUAAGAAUAAAGUUCAGCAAGUGUCUGCACAUCUUGCUUAUUUAGAUAUUUAGCAUAUAUAGAAUAUUAUGCGCACAGAUUUGUAAAUAAUUGAUUUAUAUAUAAUUUGGGAAUUUCAGCUAUACAAACGAAGGAAAAAUAGCUGCUUGGUAACACUCCUAUAAUUAGGGUUUAAAGUGAAGAAUUGUAAAUGUAAUUUAUUUUUCCCAUGACGUCUGCUAGUGAUGGAGAUAGAAGUGCUAUAUACAGUCCACAACUCUAUCAGAAUAACUAAACCUGAUCCCCCAGCAGUAAAAUGAUAUUUUUGGAAUAACGCUGUUUGCGCCCAUUGACCAUUCUUCUCAGGUCUACCUGCUGUUAUCUGGGGUAUUUAACAUUUUUGGGCAAGCAGCGAACAUUCAGGGAAGAUUACUGUGAAACAUGAUAUUCCAACAGUUGAACUAACUGCCUAUAUAUGACAACUGGAGCAGAUGCCACCAGUAUUUCCAUUUCAGACCUGCAUAAUCCUGCCAAAGCCUGUCUGUAUAUAAAUUCUUCUAUAUAUUUUCUUUAUAUGGUGUAUGAUGAUCUGUGUAACUCUGUUAUCCCAAAGGGCACUACUCAGAAUCCAGUGUAUGCUGCUAUGUGGGCAAAUUGUUAGUACACGGUGGAAGAGCCAGGGGAAAGGCACACUGCCAUAUAUUCUGUAGUGUUAGCACUAAGAGUAGUUUAAUGCUGCUGGGGCAGUGUGUUAGCUACUCAAGUGAUUCAAAAGGUGUAGAGUCUCCUUAUAUACAUACAAAAUAGAGAAUUAUUUUUUAUUCUUCCAGGAAUCCUGAAACCCCAAAAACCUGACAAGCCAUAAUAGAGGCAAUUCAGCUGAUACAGCUGGGAGAAAAGCAAAACAGAGCAAGUAACUUUGCACUGUGGUAAAUCCAUGUUGCACUGCAGGUGGUGCAGAUGUAAAAUAUGCAGAGAUUUAGAUUUAAGAGGGGUGUUUCGAUACUCAAUUCUAAAUUGCUGUGUAUAAAGCUGUGCAGUAUUUGUGAGCUACAUGCAAAAGCAGCCAGUAUUUACUAUGCAUGCAAAAAAAUAAAUUUGUUUGCACCCCCAGCAUUGCAGCAUGGUUUGUUGCAGAUACAGUUUUCCAAAGAAUCCGCACCAGUGAGUGUAGUUGCAUGUGGACGUAUGCAUAGGUGGCUUAUAUGUAGAUCAUACUGUAUAUAGAAGGUGAGGAUGGGGUGACCAUAGGUUACAUUUACUUUCCUACAUAUUGCAGUGUCAGGUGGGAUGUAAAUAUGCAUGUUGCAGACAGGAAUCAACUUCGUUAAGCUGAAAGGGAACAUGGGUUUAAUAAAAAAUGCAUUGGAAUUUUUGUUUUUUAAUUGGCAUAUAGUGCAUCUGGAAAGUAUUUACUGCGCCUCACUUUUUUUUAACAUUUUGUUAUUUUACAGUCUUAUUCCAAAAUGGGAUAAAUUAAUUUUUCCCUCAAUUUUACACACAAUACCCCAGAAUGACAACGUGAAAAAAGUUUGAGAUUUUUGCAAAUUUAUUAAAAAUAAAAAAUGAAUAAAUCACAUGUACAUAAGUAUUCACACCUUUGCUCAAUACUUUGUUGAUGCAUCUUUGCCAGCAAAUACAGCCUCAAGUAUAUUUGAAUAUGAUGCCACAAGCUUGGCACACCUAUCUUUGGCCAAUUUCGCCCAUUCCUCUUUGCAGCACUUCUCUAGCUACAUCAGGUUGGAUGGGAAGCGUCUGUGCACAGCCAUUUUCAUCUCUCUAGAGCUGUUCAAUCGGAUUCAAGUCUGGGCCACUCAGUGACAUUCACAGAGUUGUCCUGAAGCCACUCCUUUGAUAUCUCGGCUGUGUGCUUAGAGUCAUUGUCCUGCUGAAAGAUGAACCGACGCCCCAGUCUUUGGUCAAGAGCUCUCUGGAGCAGGUUUUCAUCCAGGAUGUCUUGUACAUUGCUGCAUUCAUCUUUCCCUCUAUGCUGACUAGUCUCCCAGUUCCUGCCGCUGAAAAACAUCCCCACAUCAUGAUGCUGCCACCACCAUGCUUCACUGUAAGGAUGGUAUUGGUCUGGUUAUGAGUGGUGCCUGGUUUCCUCCAAACAUGACGCCUGGCAUUAACGCCAAAGAGUUCAAUCUUUGUCUCAUCAGACCAGAGAAUUUUGUUUCUCAUGGUCUGAGAGUCCUUCAGGUGCAUUUUGGCAAACUCUAGGCGGGCUGCCAUGUGCUUUUUACGAAGGAGUGGCUUCCGUCUGACCACUCUACCAUACAAGCUUGAUUAGUGGAUUGCUGCAGAGAUGGUUGUCCCUCUGGAAGGUUCUCCUCUCUCCACAGAGGAAUACUCUAGCUCUACAGAGUUACCAUCGGGUUCUUGGUCACCUCCCUAACUAGGGCCCUUCUCCCCCGAUCGCUCAGUUUAGACAGCCGGCCAGCUCUAGGAAGAGUCCUGGUGGUUCUGAACUUCUUCCAGUUACGGAUGAUGGAGGCCACUGUGCUCAUUGGGACCUUCAAAGCAGCAGAUAUUUUUCUGUACCCUUCCCCAGAUUUGUGCCUCGAGACAAUUCUGUCUCGGAUGUCUACAGACAAUUCCUUUAACGUCAUGCUUGGUUUGUUCUCAGACAUGCACUGUCAAGUGUGGGACCUUAUAUAGACAGUUGUGUUCCUUUCCAAAUCAUGUCCAUUCAACUGAAUUUACCACAGGUCUACUCCAAUUAAGCUGUAGGAACAUCUCAAGGAUGAUCAGUGAAAACAGGAUGCACCUGAGCUCAAGUUUUUUUUUUAGCUUCAUCGCAAAGGCUGUGAAUAUUUAUGUUCAUCUGAUUUCUUAGUUUAUUAUUUUUUAAUAAAUUUGUGAAAAAUCACAAAACUUUUUUCACAUUGUCAUUAUGGGGUAUUGUGUGUAGAAUUUUGAGGGGAAAAAAAUAAUUUAGUCCAUUUUGGAAGAAGGCUGUAACAUAACAAAAUGUGGAAAAGUGAAGCACUGUGAAUACUUUACGGAUGCACUGUAUAUACAGAUCUUGACUAAAGAAGUGAGGAUAUGGGUAACUUAAUGUCCUCAGAAGGUGGGCAGCCCCGUCAAUGUUCUUGCAUGUGUAACCAGGGAAAAUCGUGUGCUGGACGCUCCCCUGUUCUCGUAUUUCAUCAGUCAUGGCCCAGAAAUGGACAAUGUGCUGCAAAAAAUGGCAAUCUAUUUUGAACUUUGUUAUUAUUGUUCACAUUAUACAGUUGCACAUCCUCAGUUUAUGCUUUCCAAAGGCAAUGUGUCUUUUUUUAUUUUUAAUGAUUUUAUGCAUUGAUUAAUCAUUUUUAUAGAUGCAGAUCUAAACAAUGUCUAUAUAUUUUUAUAAACCAGAUGUAUAUUUUGCACAGGAGAUAUUCAAAGUGCAGAUAUUUUCUGUUCUCUCACAAACUGUUAUGCAUUAUUUUCUAUUUACAAAGGUUGCUUUGCAAUAAGGAAACCUGUAACUUGUUCACUGCUAUAAUGUAACUGACAAUGUACAGUCAAUAAAUGGUACAGCACUUCUAAAA
This is a messenger RNA of Pseudophryne corroboree (corroboree frog), 7228 nucleotides long. RefSeq names its product rho GTPase-activating protein 7-like. The record is from RefSeq and is a predicted model, not a curated record. Bases 249 to 3383 code for a protein of 1044 amino acids. The transcript has 14 exons. NCBI's taxonomy places the organism in Eukaryota, Metazoa, Chordata, Amphibia, Anura, Myobatrachidae. Gene Ontology annotation, biological process: actin cytoskeleton organization; regulation of Rho protein signal transduction; signal transduction. Gene Ontology annotation, molecular function: lipid binding; GTPase activator activity; protein binding.